Messenger RNA from Chrysemys picta bellii (western painted turtle), 3128 nucleotides. RefSeq names its product leukocyte elastase inhibitor-like. Lineage: Eukaryota; Metazoa; Chordata; Testudines; Emydidae. Gene Ontology annotation, biological process: negative regulation of interleukin-1 beta production; negative regulation of endopeptidase activity. The record is from RefSeq and is a predicted model, not a curated record. Gene Ontology annotation, molecular function: serine-type endopeptidase inhibitor activity.
CGUCUGUACGUUUUCCACCCCUAAAGCUCGUCCCCGGCCCGGCCCAGCCCACACACGCUCCCCGCCCCGGGCCUGGCUAAGCUCGCAGGGCUGAGUCACUGGUUCACGUGUCUCUCCUACUGCCUGGAACCAGUGAAUCCCCAGCCGGGGCUGCAGGCUUGUAACCAUGGAGAAACUGAGUAAUGCAAACACCCAUUUUGCUCUCGAUCUGUUUAGAAAGUUGAAUGAAACCAACCCAACAGGAAAUAUCUUCUUCUCACCAGUCAGUAUUUCUGCUGCACUGGCCAUGGUCCUUUUAGGGGCUAAAGGUAACACAGAGACACAGCUGUUGAAGACCCUUCAUUUUGAUGUUGUUGAAGAACUUCAUUCAAGAUUUCAGACCCUGACCUCUGACAUAAACAGAAGUGGAGCUUCCUAUCUGUUGAAGCUUGCCAGUCGGCUUUAUGGAGAGAAGACCUACAAUUUUUUAGCAGACUUCUUGACUAAGACUCAGAAACUAUAUGGAGCUGAUUUAGCUACGGUUGAUUUUCUACUUGCUCCAGAUGAAGCAAGGAAACAAAUUAACCAGUGGAUAGCAGAGCAGACUGAAGGUAAAAUUCCCAACCUGUUGUCUGAUGGCUCAGUUAAUAAUAUGGCCAAACUAGUGUUGGUGAAUGCUAUUUAUUUCAAAGGAAAUUGGGCUGAGAAAUUUAAAGAAGCAGAUACGAAACAAAUGCAAUUUCGGUUAAAUAAGAAUGAAAAAAAGACAGUGCAAAUGAUGUAUCAGAAAGAGAACUAUCCUUUUGGGUACAUCUCUGAACUGAAAUGUCGUGUGCUAGAGCUUCCCUAUGAUGGAAAAGAACUUAGCAUGAUCAUCCUGUUACCUGAUGACAUUGACGAUAACUCCACUGGACUCCAGCAGCUAGAGAAGCAAAUCACCUUAGAAAAGCUCCAGGAAUGGACACAGCCACAAAAUAUGCAUCCCAUUGAUGUUCAUGUGCAUCUGCCUAAAUUUAAGCUGGAAGACAGCUAUGACCUUAAAUCAGAUUUAGCAGGUCUGGGCCUGCAGGAUAUAUUUGACAGUGGCAAGGCUGACUUGUCUGGAAUGUCAGGUGCACGAGACCUCUUUCUAUCUAAAAUUGUACACAAGUCUUUCAUAGAAGUGAAUGAAGAAGGCACAGAAGCUGCAGCUGCCACUGCUGGCAUUGCUAUGUUCUGCAUGCUUAUGGAAGAGGAUUUCAACGCUGAUCAUCCUUUCCUUUUCUUCAUCCGUCACAACCCUACACAAAGCAUACUUUUCUUUGGCAGGUAUGCUUCUCCAUAAAAGAGAAGACAGAGCUACAGCUGAGGACCUGAUCCUAUUUCCACUUAAACCAGUGGGAACCUGUAAUGAAGUUCUGACAAAUUUUCACUGCAAUUCUCCAUGUCACAAUAAAAUGACUACUCAGAAAUUGAUACCUAAGAUCCUUCCUGGGCUUCUUUGCCAAUUCCUGUGAACUGGCAGUGACUUCCCUUUGGUGUAAUCCCCCUCACUGCUGACUUUGAUCCAGUAAUUCAAUGUGCUUCCUCAGCAGGAUAAGUUUGCAAGCCUUUUCCUUUCUUAGAGCUUGGCUACACUUGCAAGUUAGAGCGCAUUAAAGCAGCCCUAGGUGUCCUAACUCACAACCCUUCCACACUGACAAGGCACUUAGAGCACCUGGACUCUGCAGCUGGAGCGCUCCUGAGUAGUCCACCUCCACGAGAAGCAUAAUGCUUGCUCCGCCUCGGCUGAAAUGCCCCAGCGUCAGUGUGAACAUGGUGUUGCAUUACUGUGCUCUGAUCGGCCUCCGGAAACAUCCCAUAAUCCCCUUAAGUCAAGUGGCCGCUCUUGUCAUUGUUUUGGAAUCGGCUAUAGGAAUGCGGAUAUGCCCUUUCAAAGCUCUGUUUCUGACAACCGUCUUCUUAUCUGCUCGGGGACAAAGCAAACCAUUACUGUGGAAUGCUGCUGUUGUGAGUGUGAGAGAGAGGUGGGGAGGAGGGGGGUCUGCUGCUGUCUGAACUUAGAAGACAGCAUGUUGACAUGCUCUCAGCCCCCAAAAACCCACACUCUCUCUCCCCACAUACACACAACAAACUGCCUGUCACACUCCACCCCUACCCCCACCAUUUGAAAAGUACGUUGCAGCCACCUGCCUGCUGGGAUAACUACCACAAUGCACUGCUCUCUCUGGCGUUGCAAGAGUUGCUAAUGUGGCCACGGCAGUGUGCUUAAAUCUGACAGUGUGGACACACUGCACCACUUUCCCUACUGCACUCUCCGAGAUCUGGUUUAACUCCCAGUGCUCUACAUCUGCAAAUGUAGCCAUAGCCUUAGAGUCUUCUUUUAGAGGCCUUUGAACAAAAUGCUGUUUGGCACCAGAAGGCACUGAACAGCCGAGUGGGCCUUAUGUCUUGGGAUAAAAGGUCAAUAAGCAUGUGUCUAGAGAGACUUUCUAUUCUUACAGAGAGCAUUAAGCUGUUUAAACAUGUACAACCCUUACAAUCACUGUUUCAGAACUCUAGUAUGAUAUUGCUUCUGAAUGAGGAGGUGGAAAUGGGACAGGCCAUUUCUUAAUGGUUUUUUAAGAAAUCUUAACACUUCUGUACAUUUUAAAGAAAAAAUUUUUAAAUGGUUUCAUCCGUUUAAAAUGUAUGGAGAUUUUGAGAGGUCUUGAAAGAUUUUUCAGAUCGUUGAAACUAACUUUCCAAAAGGGCAUGCAAUCUUGGCCUAAAACUAUAAUAUCAACACAGGAAAGAUUCCUGCUUUCCAGGGAACUGCUCUGUAGCUGUUCCAAAUAUCUUAAGUACAAUUUACAUAUAUUAAUGCUACAGUGAGCUCUGGCCCACGUGGCUGGCUGGCUGCCUAUUGUCUCUUUACAAACUGAUUUUUGCACCAAAUAACAGUUUGACUUCUAGGAACUGGUGUACUUAUGUACUCGUAAUAUCCUGCUGUUGCUUCCUGUUAGUACUAGUAGCCUGUAUAAUUUCAUGUAGAUCCUGUGCAGUUAUUUCUAUGCAUUAACAGUAUAACCUCAGAUAUAUUCUGAGAGUCUAAUUCUGUAUUCCUUUGUGAACCUCACUAUAACUUUGCCUUGGAAGUACAAAUAAACGGUUGUAUUUAAAAAAAAAAA